GACCCCGCCCCGGCCGGGUCCAGCCCCGCCCAGCGGCAAGUUAAGGGCCCCCCAGUGCCAGACGCUCCAGACAGAUUGCCACUCUUGGGGGGCAAGAGGUGGUUGUCGUCAUGGCUACGGCGCUGACGACCGCGGUUCUGCGGGCAGCUGCUGUGGCCCCGAGACUGCGCAGCCCGGGAGGCACUGGGGGCGCCCGGAGGCUGAGCUGCAGCGCGCGGCGGCGGGCAGCGAGGGGCACCAGCCCGGAGCGCCGGCUCAGCACCGCCUGGGCGCAGGCCCAGCCCCCGCCAGAGGAGUCCGCGGGCGCGGAAGACGUCUCCCAGACGCCUGCCGCCGAGGCGCCGUCGUGGGUGUCGACUCCCACGGCCCUGGUGCCCCACGAGCCCCCUGAAGCUCCCCGGGGCCGCUCGCUGGUGCAGCGGGACAUCCAGGCCUUCCUGAACCAGUGCGGGGCCAGCCCGGGGGAAGCGCGCCACUGGCUCACGCAGUUCCAGACCUACCACCACUCCGCGGACAAGCCCUUCGCGGUCAUCGAGGUGGACGAGGAGGUGCUCAAGUGCCGGCGGGCCGUAUCCAGUCUGGCCUUCGCCCUGGCCUUCUUGCAGCGCAUGGACAUGAAGCCGCUGGUGGUCCUGGGGCUGCCCGCCCCCACGGCGCCCUCGGGCUGUCUUUCCUUCUGGGAGGCCAAGGCGCAGCUGGCCGAGAGCUGCAAGGUGCUGGUGGACGCGCUUCGGCACAACGCAGCCACUGCCGUGCCUUUUUUUGGCGGCGGGUCUGUGCUAGGCGCUGCAGAGCCGGCUCCCCAUGCUAGCUACGGCGGCAUCGUCUCGGUGGAGACAGACCUGCUGCAGUGGUGCCUGGAGUCGGGCAGCAUCCCCAUCCUGUGCCCCAUUGGGGAGACGGCCGCGCGCCGCUCUGUGCUUCUCGACUCCCUGGAGGUGACCGCGUCGCUGGCCAAGGCGCUGCGGCCCACCAAGAUCAUCUUCCUCAAUAACACAGGAGGCCUGCGCGACAGCAGUCACAAGGUCCUGAGUAACGUGAACCUGCCCGCCGACCUGGACCUCGUGAGCAACGCGGAGUGGGUGAGCACAAAAGAACGGCAGCAGAUGCGGCUCAUCGUGGACGUGCUCAGCCGCCUGCCCCACCACUCCUCGGCCGUCAUCACCGCCGCCAGCACGCUGCUCACCGAGCUCUUCAGCAACAAGGGGUCCGGGACCUUGUUCAAGAACGCCGAGCGGAUGCUACGGGUGCGCAGCCUGGACAACCUGGACCAGGGCCGUCUAGUGAACCUGGUCAACGCCAGCUUCGGCAAGAAGCUCAGGGACGACUACCUGGCCUCGCUGCGCCCGCGGCUGUACUCCAUCUACGUCUCCGAGGGGUACAACGCUGCCGCCAUUCUGACCAUGGAGCCCGUCCUCGGGGGCACCCCGUACCUGGACAAAUUUGUGGUGAGCUCCAGCCGCCAGGGCCAAGGCUCCGGUCAGAUGUUGUGGGAGUGCCUGCUGCGGGACCUGCAGACGCUUUUCUGGCGCUCCCGGGUCACCAACCCCAUCAAUCCCUGUUCUCUCACCAAGGAUGUCUUCACAAGAACCAGGUCCAAAUGGGGAGAAAAAGACAAGCUACAACAAGAGGAAUUGAGUUGAGAGAUCACAAGCAUACAGUACAGUAAGGAUUUUGAGAUUCUUGAAAAAGAGAGCCAUUGGGCAUGGUGGCUCAUGCCUGUAGUCCCAGCACUUUGGGAGGCUGAGGCUGGAGAAUCGCUUGAGCCAAGGAGUCUGAAACAAGCCUGGAUAACAAAGUGAGACCUCGUCUCUAAAAAAAUAAAGUAAAAAAUUAAAAAAAAAAAAAAAAGAGCCAAAGAACUGUGGGAAAUCUUAGAAUAGGGGAAAGAUCACGGGAGGACCAAGGUGGGGCUUAACCAGAUGUGGUCUUUUGAGAAACCCAAGAUCAGUCCCAGCCAAUGGCAAAGUGCCCUGUUGGGGAGAACAGAAAAGCAAAGCAAAACCAAAUGUCUAUAUAAAAUGUUUAUUUUUGGAAGACUGUGUGGUCUGGUGUUUGGGAGGGAACUCCAACCCACCAGGCCAACCAUGGAGCUAGAAACAGGCAACUGGAGGGGCAAGGCUGGCGCUGCCUGCUCCACCCCUAGACCAGGGCCUGUUCCGCUCUCAAGGUGAGCAACAGCUGGUACUGUUUCUGCCCCUGGCAUACCCUGAGAACCCAUGUGACUUCUAUAGUGCUCAGCCCCUUUGCCCCUCCUGGGCCUGAACCACUGUGUCAGCACACGCUCACUCUCAGUCUCUGAACAGCACUGCAGAGCCCAGCUGCAUCUGCCAGGUUCAAGAGGAAUUUUUCACAUUUGCUCACUUCUGAUCUCCAUCUUCCUUCUGUCUCCCACUUUCAGGACCCGCAUCCCAGCCCUGCCAUACUCCCUUCUCAGGGACAGGGUACCCAGGGGGCAGCUGGCCUCAGCUCUAACAAACAGGAAAAAAAACCUGUGAGGCAAUGAUGCCAGGGCUCCUACCCUCCCAAGCACUGAGCCCAGAUUUGGACAAACCAGCUGCCUCUUAAUGCAAAAAUGAAAAAAACAAUUUUAAAAA
Molecule: messenger RNA, 2597 nt
Organism: Sapajus apella (tufted capuchin)
Lineage: Eukaryota; Metazoa; Chordata; Mammalia; Primates; Cebidae
Gene: NAGS
Product: N-acetylglutamate synthase
Exons: 7
Coding region: 111-1643 (510 amino acids)
Biological process (GO): glutamate metabolic process; L-arginine biosynthetic process
Cellular component (GO): mitochondrial matrix
Molecular function (GO): arginine binding; L-glutamate N-acetyltransferase activity, acting on acetyl-CoA as donor
Source: RefSeq, a predicted model, not a curated record